Molecule: messenger RNA, 2077 nt
Organism: Syngnathus acus (greater pipefish)
Lineage: Eukaryota; Metazoa; Chordata; Actinopteri; Syngnathiformes; Syngnathidae
Gene: prmt2
Product: protein arginine methyltransferase 2
Exons: 9
Coding region: 252-1493 (413 amino acids)
Biological process (GO): peptidyl-arginine methylation
Cellular component (GO): nucleus
Molecular function (GO): protein binding; protein-arginine N-methyltransferase activity
Source: RefSeq, a predicted model, not a curated record
UUCAAAACCUUUGAAUCCUAGCGCCAUUGUUAAAUGUAAAAUGACAUUUGGAGUUAUUUCCGAUUGUCUAUGAACGCAACAUGCGUGACGUAAACAGCAGGAAGUGCUCGCAAAAGUUGUGGUUUUCAGUCAUUUUUCCAUUGACGCUGGUUCUCGCUCAACUGAUGAACUACGUUACUACAUGUUGUAACCAAAAUGUAAUUAAACGUGCAUAGCUUCUGAGAGCAGCAUUAACAUUCGCUUUUGUAAAGAUGGAGGAUCAACUGGAGGAUCUAGUGCCGCCUGAGGAGUAUGUUGUUCUUUGGAGCUUUCCUGGGCGCUGCAGUGAAGAGCAGCUUAGUAUCAGCAAAGGAGAUCGACUGAUUGUCCAUGGCAAGAUUACCUCAGAGUGGUGGUGGGCUGAGCAACGAGGGGUCUUCGGUUACGUCCCUGCCAGCUACCUCCGCCAGGGAACCACUGAAGAAGAAGAGGAUGCCUGGCAGGAUGAGGAGUACUAUUUUACUUACGGAGCACUGAAUCUUCACUUGGAGAUGUUGUCAGACAAGAGCCGCACAGAGACGUACAGGCGGGUCAUCGUCAACAACAGCACUUCUCUGCACAGGAAGGUGGUGAUGGACCUCGGCUGCGGGACGGGCAUCAUGAGUCUGUUCUGCGCUCAGCUGGCACAACCGGCAGUGGUGUAUGCUGUGGAGGCCAGCUCAAUGGUGGAGCACACCAAGAAGCUGGUGAAGCAGAAUGAGUGUGAGGAGGUGAUCACGGUGCUCCAGGGGCGAGCCGAAGAGAUCCAGCUACCUGAGCAGGUGGACGUCCUGGUGUCUGAGUGGAUGGGCAACUGUUUGCUCUUUGAGUUCAUGGUGGAGUCCGUCCUGCUGGCCAGGGACCGCUGGCUGAGGGAAGGUGGCACGAUGUGGCCCUCGUCCGCAGCUCUCACCUUGGUGCCUUGCCAAGCUCACAGAUACUACGCCGAGAAAAUGGCCUUCUGGGAAAAACCCUACGGCUUGGACUUCACCCCGCUUCAGCCUCUCGCACUGCAGGAGUUCUUCAGCAAGCCCAAGUUCAGCCACUUGAUGGAGCCGGGCGAUCGCCUCGCCUCUCCUGCCGAUGUCAUCUGCUUGGACAUGCACACACUGCAGGUGGCAGACCUGGAGGAAAUGCAAGGCGAGUUUCAAUUUCAAGUGGAAAAGUCUGGCGUGUUCCACGGCUUCACUGCCUGGUUUAGUGUUUACUUCAAGAGCUUGGAGGAAGGCGGUGCAACGGUGGAACUGAACACCGGACCUGACUCAGAGCCGACGCAUUGGAAGCAGACUCUGUUCAUGCUGGACGAGCCCAUCAGCGUGGAUGCCGCGAGCCGCAUUAGCGGAACCAUUACUCUCCGAAGAAACCCCGUGUGGAGGCGCCACUUGACUGUCACCCUCCACUGGGACAUCAGCUGCCUCGCGCAGGAGGCGGCCACCUGCCAGGCCGGUACGAAGAGCUUCCCUAUGUGGCGCUGAGAGCUUCUCAGCAUCUGGCACAAUGCUUGCCUGCUGAGUUUCUGGGGCUUUAGAAUCAGCAUUUAUUAAGUGGAAGAGUUUCCCAACACAGAGUAUCCUGGACUUUUUCAUUGACAAUCUGGAUUUUACCACAAGCAUGAAUGACAAAAUCUUCAAAGUCCAUUUUUAAACACAUCUGAAGAGUCUUUCAAACGCCUGCGAAUGGAAUAGCCUAGCCUGAAAAGGUGAACACAAUCCGUUCAGUCCAAUCAAUCUCAAUAAUUUAUUUCUAAGUGGAACAAUUCAGUUCAAUAUUAAUUCAACAUGCAUCUUGGGGGUUGCUAGCAAUUAGCAUGUCUCCCUUACUCUUCUAAUGGUCAAGGUUCGAGUCUUGACUCAGGCCUUCCCGAGUGGAGUUUUCAUGUUCUUCUUCUGCUUGUGUGGGUUUUCCUCAGGUAUUCCUCCCAGCAUCCCACAAACAUGUAAGAGGAAAUUGUCCAUAAGUGUCAAUGAGCAUUUGGAAUGGUUGUCAACAUUUGCAUCUCAAUUAACCCAAAUAUCAUAGAAAAAAAGUCAUUUAUUUCUGUAGUCAAUUAAAAAAAAAA